Messenger RNA from Dichotomopilus funicola, 1230 nucleotides. Its product is annotated as acyltransferase LovD. The record is from RefSeq and is a predicted model, not a curated record. NCBI's taxonomy places the organism in Eukaryota, Fungi, Ascomycota, Sordariomycetes, Sordariales, Chaetomiaceae. Bases 1 to 1230 code for a protein of 409 amino acids. The transcript has a single exon.
AUGUCCACCAACCCAGAACCCACCAUCGACACGGCCUUCCCCGCGGCCAUCGCCGCCGGCCAAAUCAACGGCGCCGUCCUCCUCGCAACCAACACCGACGACACCUUCAACUACACCGCCGCCCUCGGCCAACGCACCCUCCUCUCCGGCGAAAAACGUCCCCAACAGCUCGAUGACAUCCUCUACCUCGCGUCCGCCACCAAACUUCUCGCCACCAUCGCCGCGCUGCAAGCCGUCGAGGACGGGUUGCUGACGCUUGAUGAUGAAAUACCCUCCACUAUCGCCCCCGAGCUAAGCGCGUCAAACUUGACCGUGUUGAACAAAGACGCGACGGAGACCGUGCCGGCCGAGCGGGGAAUCACCCUAGCCAUGCUGCUCACCCACACCUCCGGGAUCAGUUACGAUUUCCUCGUCCCGCGCCUGUCCAAGUGGCGACAGGAAAACGAGCCCCCUUUGGCAGAGGACGCGCGCCGACCCGUCGAGGAGGCGUUUCGGUACCCGUUGGGGUUCCAGCCGGGGACUGGAUGGAUGUAUGGGCCGGGAUUGGACUGGGCGGGGAGGAUUGUGGAAAGGGUUCGCGGGGAGACGUUGGGGGAGGCGGUGCGGAAGCGGAUUACGGGCCCGUUGGGGAUUGCGGAGGAGGAGGUGCAGUUUUAUCCGGUCAAGGGGGAGAAGGUGAGGGAGAGGAUGGUGGAUUUGAAUGAGCAUGAUCCGGAGGGCUUGGGACAGGCGGUUACGGGGAGUCCGGGGUCGCCGAACAAGAGGAGUCAGGGGGAUUUUGGGGGGCAUGGGGGGUUUAUGAGUGGGGAGGGGUAUAUUAAGCUCUUGCGGGCGUUGUUGAAGAAUGAUGGGACCCUGCUUCGGCCGGAGACGGUUGAGUCUAUGUUUCAGAACCAGAUCCGGCCCGAGGCUGAGGUGAAUUUCCAGGCUACGUUGAACGGGCCGGCCGGGGGGUUCUUUCGGUUGGGGGUGGAUGCUGGGAAGAAGCUGGGUCAUGGGUAUGGUGGGCUGCUCACGUUGGAGGAUUUGGAUAACUGGUAUGGCCAGCACACGCUGACUUGGGGUGGAGGGUUGACGUUGACAUGGUUUGCGGAUCGUAAGACUGGCUUGGCUGGGUUUUGUGCUGUCCAGGCCUCGCUGCCGUUGCCGAUUGACGUGCCGGCAGCCACGGAGCUGAAGCAGGUCUUCCGGCGGGAUGUGUUCCGCAAGUAUGCCGCGUCAAAGCUGUAG